UGGCCCUGGCUCCGGCACCCGGGAAGGGCGACGCUGGUGACCCGCAGCGCGAGAACUCAGGGGGUGGGAAGGUGUGAGCCGCAAACCCAGAGGAGGGCGGGAAGGAGGAGGAGGCCUCGGGGGGUGGUCCGGGGGACUGGGGUCCAGCCGGCAGAGGUCCCGCGGCCUCCUGACUGACUGACUGACUGGCGGGCCGACUGUCUGCGGCCGCCUCGGGCCGGGACGCUGGGAGCUGCCUGUGUGCGGGCGGCGCGAUGAGCGGAGCCAUGGCCUCAGGUGGAUAUAACCCCUAUAUAGAGAUAAUUGAGCAACCCAGACAGAGGGGAAUGCGUUUCAGAUACAAAUGUGAAGGACGAUCAGCAGGCAGCAUUCCAGGGGAGCACAGCACAGACAACAACCGAACAUACCCAUCUAUCCAGAUUAUCAACUAUUAUGGAAAAGGAAAAGUGAGAAUUACAUUAGUUACAAAAAAUGACCCAUAUAAGCCACAUCCUCAUGAUUUAGUUGGAAAAGACUGCAGAGAUGGUUACUAUGAAGCAGAAUUUGGACAAGAACGUAGACCUUUGUUCUUUCAAAAUUUGGGUAUUCGAUGUGUAAAGAAAAAAGAAGUAAAAGAAGCUAUUAUUUCAAGAAUAAGCGCAGGAAUCAAUCCCUUCAAUGUCCCUGAACAACAGCUGCUUGAUAUUGAAGAUUGUGACCUCAAUGUGGUGAGACUGUGUUUCCAAGUUUUCCUCCCUGAUGAACAUGGUAAUUUGACAACUGCUCUCCCUCCUGUUGUAUCUAACCCAAUUUAUGAUAAUCGUGCUCCAAAUACUGCAGAAUUAAGGAUUUGUCGUGUAAACAAGAACUGCGGAAGUGUAAGAGGAGGAGAUGAAAUAUUUCUACUUUGUGACAAAGUUCAAAAAGAUGACAUAGAAGUUCGUUUUGUAUUGAAUGAUUGGGAAGCAAAAGGCAUCUUUUCACAAGCUGAUGUACACCGUCAAGUAGCCAUUGUUUUCAAAACUCCACCAUAUUGCAAAGCUAUCACAGAACCAGUAACGGUAAAAAUGCAGCUUCGGAGACCUUCUGACCAGGAAGUUAGUGAAUCUAUGGAUUUUAGAUAUCUGCCAGAUGAAAAAGAUACUUACGGCAAUAAAUCAAAGAAACAAAAAACUACUUUACUUUUCCACAAACUGUGGCAGGAUUGCGUUAAUUUUCCUGAGAGAUCAAGACCAGGUUUCCGAGGACCAGGAGAAGGAAGAUUCAUCAAAAAAGAAUCAAACUUCUUUCCUCAUGGUGCAGUUCGGACAGAAACAGGGGUUUCCAGUCAAGCAGAAUCCUACUAUUCCUCACCUGUGUCCAUCUCCAGUGGAUUUUCACACCAUGCUUCAGCCAUAUCCUCAAUGGUACCUCAGUCUUCCUCAAGCUGGUCAUCAAUGGCCCACUCCACCUCACGCUCAGUCAAUUCAAAUCCACUCAGUAGUUUUUCAACAGGAAUGCUUUCUUCUAAUUCACAAGGUAUCCCACCAUUCCUGGAAAUACCUCCUGGCAAUGAUUUAAGUGCUUCUGAUGCUUGCAUUUAUAACAGUACUGAUGAAAUAAGCACGAUGGAAGCAUCACCCAUAUCAUCAGCUGACUUAUAUGGUAUUUCUGAUGCCAACAUACUGCCUAACUGUCCUGUGAAUAUGAUGACGACCACUGGUGACGGCAUAGGGGAAACUGAUAAUCCAAGACUUCUGAGCAUGAAUCUGGAAAACCCUUCAUGUAAUUCAUUGUUAGACCCAAGAGACUUGAGAGAGCUCCAUCAGAUCUCCUCCUCCAGUUUGUCAGCAGGCACCAGUUCUAAUUCUUCUGUUUUUGUUUCACAAUCGGAGGCAUUUGAGCGAUCUGACUUUAACUGUACAGAUAACAAUAUGAUAAAUGAGUCUGGACCAUCAAACAGUACUAAUCCAAACAGUCAUAAUUUUGUUCAGAAUAGUCAGUAUUCAGGUAUUGGCACUAUGCAAAAUGAGCAACUGAAUGACUCCUUUGCGUAUGGGUUUUUUCAAGUAUAAUUUGCAAGGUUUAAAUGUUUGUAGUUAUUUUGAUACUACCUUUAGAGAUGCAACAUUUUCUGUCUAAGAAUAUAAUACAGAACUAGGUUUUUGUUUUGUUUUAUUUGUUGAGGGAUGAUAGUCCAAAAAUUUGUCUUUCAGGGAAGAAGUGCAAAACUUUGGGUACAAAGAAUAUAAAACUGGAAACUGCCAUAAAAGGAAAAUUCAGAAGUAGAAACUUAAGGGCUUUACUGUUUCUUCUAUUUAAUGAUACAGCUUGAUACCAUGUGUGAUGUGAAUUCUUGUCUCUAGAGUCAUACCACAUAGCCCCAGGACAAACAGGAGAAUGUUAAAGCAAGGUUCCAGUUUUUCCAAGUGUGCUUUUUAUUUUUUUAUAAUGUAUUAAUGUAUUCUUAGUUAAAUGAAUUAACUGAUAAUUUGCUGUCAAGCAAAUUUAAGGUAAAACCUGUAAUGGCUAUGUCAUUGGAAAAAUUAAUUCCUUGUUUUUGAGGCCCUUGGGCCAAGGUGACCCCUAAGGGGUUUUCUGUGGCUUCUUGGAAUUUCGUAGAUUUUUAUGUCAAAAGUUCCUUCAAAUGUUAAGUUGGGCAGAAGGCAGUUGAAGUGAGCUUUUGAGGUAUGGGAGAUUUUCUACAUUUUAUACUAUUUAAAUCCAUACCUUUAAAGUUCCUUAUGAUUUUAGUUUUAUAUCCAUAAUAUUAAGGAAAGAAGUUUCUUUGAAUCUCUUUCCCUGUGAUCUCAAAACUGCCUAUUUGACAUCUCUAUCUAGAAAUAGAAUAAAAACUCAAACUCAAGAUAUGCAAACCUAAAUUCUUAAACUUCCCUCCCAAACCUGCUUUGCCUUCAGUCUUCCCCAACUCAGUAAAUGGCAAUGCCAUGCCUCUCAUCGCUCAGGCUUGGAGUCUUCCUUGAUUCUUUGUUUUUAUCUCCCAAUCCAGAAAAUCCAGUAGGCCUUACCUUCGUGAUGUUUUCAAAACACAGCACCUCUUGGACUUCCACUAUUAACAACACCCUAAUCUAAGCCACUGUCAUCUCUGGCCUGGACUGAAACUAUAGCUUCCAAAACCCCUCCCUACAUCCUUAUACCCCAACAGCCUGUUCCCCAUAUGGUAGCCAAAGUGAUCGUUUUACAUACAGGUCAGUCAUGUCAUUUGUCUGCCCCAACCAUUCACUGGUUCUUCAGCAUAUUCUGAGUAAAAUUCAUAAUCCUUAAAAUUACCAGGCUUGGACUCAGGAGCUACCACCUUUCACCCCUGUACAGCUACAGACAUUCUGACCUCAGUGUUGCUCCUAAAAAGCACAAAAUAUAUUCCUGCCCCAGAGUCUCUGUUCUUGGUAUUUCCUCUGCCUUGGAAUACUCUUCUCCCGGAUGAAUAGCUCAUCCCCUACGUUCUUCAGGUCUCACUUUUCUGUUAUCUGGUUAAGGUUGUCUUUGCAUAUAUAUCAGCAUUGACCUCUCCCCCUGCCCUUACAUAGGUCCAUUUUACUUAUCAUUAUCUGACUUUACUAAGCAUUGAUUUGUUACUGUUUGUUUUCCUCUAUUGGAAUAUAAGCUCCAUGAGGGCGGAAUUUCUUUGUGUUUUGUUUAUUCUUGAACCUCCAGUUCAUUGAACAGUGUCUGCCUCAUAUUAAGCACUUGGCAAAUAUUUAUUGAACAUUCAAAGUAUUCCUAUUAGAACUUUGAUUUUUGAAAGAAAGAAUAGCUUUACUGAUUCAGUGUUCAAGAUUUUUUACAUCUUGUCUAUUAUGAUGUUGAGUUUAUAUUAGAAUUAUAUACACUCAAGUCCAGGAUUGAUAAUGAUAAUCCAUUAUUCAAAUUGUUUGAAAGCAAAACAAUCACAGUGGUAAAAUGGUGGUAGAAUUUGGGCAAUAACAAUCUCAAUUGUAAUAAACUGUCAUGUUUAGUGACUAACUUAUUAAAGACCUGGUUUGUCUUAGAACUAGAACCUAUCCUGAAGAUUGAGCAUAUUCAUAACUAGAAACAGUUUGUCAUUUCCAAUGUCCAACCAAACUAUAAAUCUACAUAAACUGGUUAAUUUGUUUGAAAUGGGGUAUGUGUGAAUGCCAUAUAAAUAAGAAUUUUGAGUUGAAUGAUACUGGAUAGUAAGAAGGGAGAGCAAGAUACUAAUUAGAAAACAAAAGAAAAAUAUUAAAGACCACUAAAUACUGUUAGUGUUUCUCCAAUUAUUAGUUCAAAAGGAAAUCUUUCCAUCAUAUAAAUUCUAAAAAUCUUAAGUACAUAACAUACUUUUAAUAGAUAUUACUAGGGAAAAAGAAAAACUUGAAGGCACCAUUUCUUUUCUGUUAAAAAUAUGAGCUUAGGAUAUCUCCAGAUGGUGAUUGAUAGGUGGUAAGUUUAUUUUAAAUACAAAAUUUUAUAAUUUUGUAUUAAUUAGCACUGAUCAGUUUAAAACCACACUGUUAGAAUAGCUAAUUGUAUUUUUUAAAGUAAAUAAGUAUUGACUUGUUUUGCAGCUUUUUCCUUUGUAAGCUAAGUUACCGGAAUAUCCAUGUUUAAAGGAUUUCCAAUGGAUCUUUCAUUUUUAGGUGCUAUUUACUAAUCACAGAACUUAUUUUAUAAUUUAAAAUAAAUUUGGCUGCAUGAUUUUGCUCUGUAUCUUACACUUGUUUUUUCCACUUUCACCUGUUUUUACAACACUGCACUUUUAGUUUGAGCAAAAGGUGUCCUUCCUUUCUAAACUCAACUUGUGCCCUGAAGCCUUCCUCCAUUCUCUCCCAUCUUGUUUCCUGUGUCCUCACAUCAUUAUUCUUCCUUUGUAUAAAUGUGAUAAAUGUCUUCCUUCUGUAGCCCAGAAAAACUAAGAACAAAUUUUCCUGCCACCCUCAUGCUCUUUCUCUUCACAUCCUGACUUUUAGAAUCUUUCAGCCUCCAUUUCCUCCCUUCCCAGUCAUUCCUUAGCCUAUUGCUCCCUGUCUUUAGCUCUCUACUGUUUUCUUAGACUAUCCUGGGAAAGGUGACCAGAGAUUAUCCACUGCUUCCCUCACUCUUGUGAAAUCUGGUAUCUUUUUAUCAGUCUUAAUUCUCCCUUCCUGACCUGCCCAAAGCCGUCUACCCCUGUCAGCCACACCUUCUUUGGAUAGACCUCUCAGAAGAUGCUUUCUUUCCUGGAGGGUCAACCCCAGCUCUCACUCGGUACUGUUUCCCCUGUGUGAUCUCAUCAGUGCCCACUGCUUCAAUUUUCUCUCAUGGUACCUAGAUGUCCUGAUAAACUGGCUUUUCCUCUUGGAUUUUUACAUUCCUUAAGCAUUACCAUUUGUCCUGCCAUUUAAGAUACUUAAUAGGAUUCUCAAAAUCUUGUUUUAUUCUUUCACACUCCUUCAUAUUCCAGUCUUUUUGAGUCUGCUUCCUAAAAAUCCUUGUUAUUUGUCCCCUCUUCAUUUCUGCCACUGUUAGUAAAGGCCCUCAUUCUUUUUACAAAACAAGAAUCUUCUCUAUAUUUUAACUAACUCAUCCUCUUAACCCUUUUUACAUGGUUAGCAUUCUUUGAAAAAAACAUUUCCUGGGAUCGGCAUUGUGGCAUAGUGGGUUAAGCCACCAUCCAUGCUGCCAGCAUCCCAUAUGGGUGCCACUUCGUGUCCCAGCUGCUGCACUUCCAAUCCAGCUCCCUGCUAAUGUGCCUGGGAAGGCAGUGGAAGAUGCCCAAGUACUUGGGCCCCUGCCACCAGUGUGGGAGGCCUGGUCUUGCUCUGGCUGUUGCUGCCAUUUGGGGAGUGACCUGUAAGAUGGAAGAUACAUUUCUCUCUCUCUCUCUCUCUCUCCCCCUCCCUCUCUCCCUCUCCCCCCUCCCUCCCCCACCCCAGCCUUUCAAAUAAAAUAAAUCUUUUUUUAAAAAGUAAAAAAUUUUCUGUUUCCUUACCUUUAUAAAUGUUAUCCACUCUGUCUGCUCUUCUACAGCUAGAACACUCAUCAUUUAAGAUUGGGCUUCUCUGUGAUGGUUGGUCCUGCCUCCAUAGUCAGGGUGCAGCUUAGUACAUGCCCAUGUUAUAGAAUUCAUCAAUGAAUUAUUGACAUUUAAGUGUUGGUAUCACUCAUCUCUGGGACUCUACCACCUGGUGCAGUCCUUCCUGGCACAGUUGGUGCUGAGUAAAUGGUAGCUACUAUUAGAGAAGGAAAGGUGAAAUUGACCUAAGUGUGGUUAUUAAAAUACAGACAAGGAUGCAGUUUUUAAAAAGAUGCUUAACCCAGGAGAAAAAGCAGAGAUGCCAAUAUUAGUUAAGUCUUGUAAAAUAUACUUUUCUUGACCUAUUUGCCUCCCUUUUAAAAACUCUUUUGUAGCCCUUGAGGAUUGAAAAGUUGCAUGAUCUCAUACCCUUGCCUGGUUACUUUGUCCACUGUCAGCAUCUCCCUCCAUGCACAUGGCACCUUCUCCUUGAACAGACACUCCAGUGAUCAUGUCAUCAGUCCCAUCAGAUUUUUUGAAUGUCCAAAAUACAGAGCACCAUGGGAGGUGCCAAAAAUGAUUGAGGUGAAUGAGACACAGCUUUUCCUUUCAAACAUGUCAAUCUUUGUCUUUUUGAGGGACAUAAAAAUUGCAUAAAGUAGAUGAAUUUUUAGUGUAUAGCUUGAUGCGUGUUUAUGUAUGUAAAUACCAUGUAACCACAUUUGCAGCACUCUAGAAAUUUUCUCUGUACCCCUUCCCAGCCCGUACCUACUAUAAAGCAGCAUUUGAUUUUUAUCAUUGGAACCUACUGGCCUUUGGAAUAUUUAACUGUGAGUCUGUGUCAAGAGUGCACAGAAACAGCUGGGCGGUCCACUUCUAACCAGAUGCUUCAGAUCAACUCAUUCUAUCUUCCAUGUUGAGAGAGAAUGGGAAUUGGUGAUUCAGACUGCAAUAGUAGCACCAAAUAAGUUAUCAUAAAUUUAUUGAAAGAUUAUCAUGUGCUGUUAAACAGUAUGGAGAAACAGAAGAGAGACCUUUGUCAGAUAAUACCCAGCCUAUCUACCUCACAGAUUAUUAUACUAAAUAAAAUAAUACAUGAGAAGAAACACUGUAAAUUGUAGGGCUAAUCAAAUAUUAAUAAGCCAAUAUCGGUAUAUCCUGUGGCCCUGAUUCACCUCUACACACUCCUUCUAGUUACCUUGUACACGACAGAGUGAGAAAAAUCACUAUGGGUUAGAUCAGUAAUCAAGAACCUUGAGAUAGGUGUCUUUUUAGAAUGAUCAGCAAUUGUCCAGAUCUGGGGGAUAUUCCCUUCUUUUAGAUUUAUUCUUUGCAGAAACACUUCCUAUGUAGAGUGUGGAUAAAGUCAGUUAAUGACUUCAGUUCUAAAAUUCUGUGAUUUUGAAUUUCUUUGCCAAAGACGAUUAUGAAUCGGGAGUACUUUCACGCUUUCUCAAAGUGAGUCUCAUCAGAGUUAAUGAAGUUGCCACCAAAACUUUCUUUCAUGAAAACUUUUGUUUUCACAGGCUGCAUGUGAAAGAGGGAAAAUUAUAAAAUGCUUUUUGUAUUGCAUAUAGUAGAAAUUUCAUUGUUUGUCUUGAAAGCCCAGGAGUCGAUUCUUAGACAUAAAUAUACGGGUUAUCUGUCUAGUUUUAUGCCUUUGUUUGUCUAAGACUUAGUAAAAUAAGUAUUUUAACUCAUAUCUUAGCAGAGUUCAGUUAAAGCACAGGUUUAAUAACAGUGGGUAAGAUCAAAUCUCAAAAGUAAUCCUGUAUGAAAUUUCAUUUCAUGUGUAUGACAGACCAAAAAACUACUGUUUCAACUACCCCCAAUAAUAAAAAAGAUACAUCAUUUUUUGAAAAGCAAUCCCUCUAUUCUAAAUGUCUGUGGUUUUAGGAUAUGUACUACUUGCUAGUAAUUACCAAUUUAAAGAGGUAGAAUUUACCAUAUUCUAAUAUUCUUACCACUUAUUCCCACAACUUCGUUUACUACUGGGCUUUCAAAAAUUUAAAGAAGUACAAAUAAAAUUCAUUAAACACUUAAUAUGUGAAAUGGUAAUACACAAUAAUUAGUAUGAAAUGUUCUUUAGCAGAUUGAACUUUCAAGGAUAUUAGCAAGUAAAUAUAAAUUUAUGAUAAAAGUAGCAAAUAUUCACCUUUCCCACUUGUUAAAAUUUCUUUAUCUAAUCAAAACAUUACAGCUUUCAAUAAAAUGUAGUUAGAUAUAAGUAAGUUUGGAGUACCUAGGGAUCCAUUUGUUGAAUUGUCUUGAGAUUUCCCUGGCGGGCCACUGGAUUUUUGUGUAAUUAGCUGAUCCUGUUAGCCACUGUAGCACGGUUCUGGUAGUUUUGAGAUGGGAAGGAAAACAUAGAGCUUCUGGUUAAUGAGCCUUCUUAAAUGAAUGAGUCAGACCAGGGAAUCUUUAGAGGCGAUUCUUGUUUUAAAGUAAGUCCUUAAAAAUACUGUUGGCUAUGAUGAAUCUAGAUCCCAGCAGAAUAGCAAAAUAAUUUUUUGUCUGUUCCAAGUAGUAGUAUAUGCUUGAUGACUGGAAAAACAUUGGAGGCACUGCUAAGAAUGAUACUUAAAAGUUCUCAGGUACUGUUCAAUUAUUUAAUGUUAAGUUUAGUAUCGGUAUGCAAUAGUUUUUAAAAUGUCAGAAUGUGUUUUAUUGUACAGAAUAUUUUAUCUUUAUAAUAUCUUUGUAUACAAUGAUUUUUUUCUUUAAUAAUAAAUGGAAAACUUCUAAAAUCCUUGAUAAAAUGUUACUGCUGCUUGGUUUUCAAAGUAUCAACAGAUUUUCUACAUAUUUAUAACAUCUUCCCGGAAAGGUAAUUUUGCUUGCUUACAAAUAGGCAUUUUGGGGGGUGGAUAUUGUUGGACUGCUGCUUGCCUGUAUCCCACAUUGAAGUGCCUGGUGUUGAGUCCUGCCUCUGCUUCUGAUCCACCUCCCUGCAGGGUGAUGGUUCAAUUGAUGGGGUCCCAGCCACCCGCGUGGGAAACCCAGAUGGGAUUCUUGGCCUGUGGCUUCAGCCUGAACCAGCCCCAGUUCUUGCCAGCAUUUGGGGAGUGAACGAGCAGAUGGAAGGUCUUGGCCUCCUCUGCCCCCCAGACUCUGCCUUCCAAAUAAAUAAAAACAAAAACUUUAAAAAAAUGUUUAUGGAAUGCUAAAGCUGAACGCUUGCAUGUGUAUUGAAAUGGUAACUUUGUAGAGUAAUGAAAUGCCUUUUUAAAUUGUUUUGGCUUAAACAACAAAUUAUUUUUUCACAGUUCUAGGGCUGGAAGUUUGAGAUCAAGGAACCAGUAUUGUUGGGUUCUGGUAAGGACUCUUCCAUCUUGCAGAUAUCACAAUUCUUUAUUCAUUCAUCUGGGGCUAGACAUGUAGGUUAAAGAUUCUACGUCUUGGCUAUUGCAAAGAACAUGUGAAUGCAGAUGUAUCUCCAGUAUACUGAUUUCAUUUCCUUUUCACAUAUUAAGUAGUGAGAUUGCUUGAUCUCAUGAUCCGUCUAUUUUUAAUUUGCUGAGGAACUUCCAUAUUGUCUUUAUAAUGGAUAUGCUAAUUUACCUUCCCCUCAAGUAUCAUAAGGGUUCCCGUCUCGCCACGUUUUAACACUUGUUGCCUUUUUGAGAAUAGCAAUUCAAACAGAUGUCAGGUUUUAACUUAAAUUUCCUUGGUGAUGAGCGAUGUUGGGGAAGGUUUCAUAUACCUUAGUAUUUGCAUGUCAGCUUUUGAGAAAUGAAAUGUCUGUUCAGACUUGCCCUUUCCCCUCUGUGUAUUCUUGGCACUUUUGUAAAAAAUCCGCUGACUCAGGGCUGGUGUUGUGGUGUAGAGGGUUAAGCUGCUGCUGAGAUGCCAGCAUCCCAGAUUUGAGUUCCGGCUGCUCCGCUUUGGAUCUAGCUCCAUGGCUGAUGGUGUGCCUGGGAAAGCAGCAGCAGAUGGCCCAAGGACUUGAGCCCCUGCCACAAGCGUGGAAGACCUGAUGAAGCUGCUGGCCUGGCCAAGUACUGGCUAUUGCGGCCCUUUGGGGAGUGAUAUCUCUGGAAGAUAUCUCUGUCUCUCCUUCUCUAAUUCUGCCUUCCAAAAAAAAUAAACAAAAACAAAAAAACAGGUAAAUCUUUAAAAGAUCACUUUGGGUAACAAUGGAUGUUUUAACAAUAUUGAUUCUCCCAACCUAUGAAUGUGUGGUAUCUUUCCAUCCUUCCAACAGUGUUUAUAGUGUGGAGAUGUUUCACCUUUAUACUUCCAAUGUAGAGCUCCUUCACUUUCUUGGUUAAAUUUAUUCAUAAGCAUAUAUUUUUGUGAAGCUAUUGUAAAUGAGAUUUGAUUCUUGGUUUUUCAGACUACUGACUGUUCUAUGUUGAUUUGGGGUCCUGCAAAUUUAUUGAAUUUGUAUAUUCAAUAAAUAUACAAAGUUUUUUGGUGGAUUAGGGUUUUCCUUAAGUAAAAUCACGUUCUCUGCAAACAGGGAUAAUCUAACUUCUUCCUUUCCAAUUUAAUGUCUAUUAUUUUUUUUCUUCCCUAAUUGUUCUUGCCAGCACUUCCAGUACUGUGUUGAAUAGAAGUGGUGAGAGGGGACAUCCUGUGUUGUCUGUGAUCUUUGAGAAAGGCCUUCAGUGCUGUACUCUGCUAUGGUGUUGGCUGUGGAAUUGUCAUGUAUGGUCUUUAUUGUGUUGGGUUAUGUUCCUCCUAGAUGUAGUCUAUAGGCAGUUUUUAUGAAAGGAUGGUAAAUUUUGUCAAAUGCCUUUUCUGCAUCUAUUGAGAUGAUGUUUUUUGGCCUUUAAUUUGUUGAUGUAUAUCACAUUUAUAGAUUUGCAGGUUGAACCAUCCUUGUAUCCUCGAGAUAAAUCCCACUGUAUCAUGGUAAGUGCUUUUUCAAGUGCACUAUUAAAUUUGGUGUGUAUUUUGUUGAAUUUUUGCAUCUGUGUUCAUCAGAGACAUUGGCAUGUAGUUUGUUUAUUGAUAAUGUCCUAAUCCAGCUUUGAUAUCAGGGUAAUGCUAGACUCACAAAUGGACUUCAGAAUUCCCUUCCCUUCCAUUUUUUGGGAAGAGUUUGACAAGGACUGGUAAUCAUUCUUUAAAUGUUUUGUAAAAUUCAGUAGUGAAGUUAUAAGGCCUCUGACUUUCAAAUAAAUAAAUAAAUCUUUAAAAAAAAAAAUAGGAGAC
Messenger RNA from Oryctolagus cuniculus (rabbit), 11092 nucleotides. It is a transcript of the gene REL, whose product is annotated as REL proto-oncogene, NF-kB subunit. Gene Ontology annotation, molecular function: RNA polymerase II cis-regulatory region sequence-specific DNA binding; DNA-binding transcription factor activity, RNA polymerase II-specific. The record is from RefSeq and is a predicted model, not a curated record. Gene Ontology annotation, cellular component: cytoplasm; nucleus. NCBI's taxonomy places the organism in Eukaryota, Metazoa, Chordata, Mammalia, Lagomorpha, Leporidae. Gene Ontology annotation, biological process: non-canonical NF-kappaB signal transduction; cellular response to stress; response to cytokine.